Molecule: messenger RNA, 1323 nt
Organism: Camelina sativa (false flax)
Lineage: Eukaryota; Viridiplantae; Streptophyta; Magnoliopsida; Brassicales; Brassicaceae
Product: GDSL esterase/lipase 2
Biological process (GO): lipid metabolic process
Molecular function (GO): lipase activity
Source: RefSeq, a predicted model, not a curated record
AUUAAAACAUGGAAAGCUCUCGAUCAAUUUCAAUUACCUUCUUUGCGUACACAAUAAGCUUUUUAAUCGGAUCCAUCAAUUGUGGAGACGACAAUAACAACAACAACAAUUUAGUAACAAAUCAAUCUGCUUUGUUUGUGUUUGGAGAUUCUGUGUUCGAUGCCGGAAACAACAACUACAUCGAUACUCUUCCCAGUUUCCGGUCUAAUUACUGGCCGUACGGUCAAACCACUUUCAAGUUCCCUACUGGAAGAGUCUCCGACGGACGUUCAAUUCCUGAUUUUAUUGCGGAGUACGCAUGGUUACCGUUGAUCCCACCAUAUCUACAACCAAGUAACGGUAACAAUCAGUUUACUUAUGGAGUUAGUUUUGCUUCCGCCGGUGCCGGAGCUUUAGUCGGAACCUUUCCCGGAAUGGUGAUAGAUUUGAGAACACAGUUAAACAACUUCAAGAAAGUUGAAAAAUCGUUGAGGUCUAAGUUGGGAGAUGCAGAGGGGAAGAGGGUUAUCUCAAGAGCAGUUUAUCUGUUUCAUAUUGGAGUCAACGAUUAUCAAUAUCCAUUCUCUACAAACUCUUCCCUUUUCCAAUCCAAUCCCAAAGAAAUCUACGUAGAUUUUGUUGUCGGUAACACAACGGCCGUGAUCAAGGAAUUGUAUAAAAUUGGAGGAAGGAAGUUUGGGAUCUUGAACAUGGGAGCGUAUGAUUGUGCACCAGCUUCAUUGAUUAUAGACCAAACAAAGAUAGGAUCUUGUUUUAAGCCGGUCGCCGAGCUGAUCAAUCUGCACAACGAGAAGCUUUGGAAUAGUUUGAGGUGGCUAGAGCGUGAACUAUCCGGAUUCAAAUACGCUCUUCACGACUACCACACUUCUCUAUCCGAAAGAAUGAACAAUCCUUCGAAAUACGGGUUUAAGGAGGGGAAGAAGGCAUGUUGUGGAACCGGACCGCUGAGGGGAAUCAAUACAUGCGGAGGCCGAAUGGGAGUAUCACAAAGUUACGAGUUAUGCGAAAACGUUACAGAUUACUUGUUCUUCGAUCAUUUUCAUUUGACUGAGAAGGCACAUCGACAAAUCGCAGAGCUGAUAUGGAGCGGACCGACCAAUGUCACUGAACCAUAUAAUCUCAAAGCCUUAUUUGAACUUAAUUAAACUCAAUCACCCGUUGCAUCUUUCUUUUCAUGUUAUCUAUAUGUGUGUAAUUAAAAUUUUCUUUUCUAGUGUUUUUCUUUGGGUGUCCUAUUAUAACCAAUCCAUGUUUUAAUAUUUGUUUACAAUUUCAUACCGUUGUAUAUAAGUAUAUAAUUUUUACCGCUAUAAAAAAAACGUC